UUGGGCGGGGUCAGAGGCCGGGGAAAGUGCGCAUGUGCAGAGAGAAAACAGGUACGAUCCCCUCUUAGUCGGAAGCAACCUCGACCAGGACUAGAAACUUGGUUUGGCACCGGGGGAAAGACGAGGGAAAAGGGACCCCACCAUGAACGCCAUUGUGGUCCUUUGCCACUUCUGCGAGCUGCAUGGUCCCCGCACGCUCUUCUGCACCGAGGUCCUGCACGCGCCUCUUCCGCAGGGGGCAGGAAGCGGAGACAGCCCUGGGCCGAGCGAGCAGGCCGAGGAGGAGGAAGGCGGCAUUCAGAUGAGCAGCCGGAUCCGCUCGCACAGCCCGGCAGAGGGGGCCAGCGCAGAGUCCAGCAGCCCAGGGCUGAAGAAGUCAGACAUGUGUGAGGGCUGCCGUUCGCUUCCCGUGGGGCACCCCGGAUAUGUCAGCCAUGACAAAGAGACCUCCAUCAAAUAUGUCAGCCACCAGCAUCCAAAUCACCCCCAACUCUUCAGCAUCGUUCGCCAGGCCUGCGUCCGCAGCCUCAGUUGUGAGGUGUGCCCAGGGCGUGAGGGCCCCAUCUUCUUCGGCGACGAGCAGCACGGCUUUGUCUUCAGCCACACCUUCUUCAUCAAGGACAGCCUGGCCCGCGGCUUCCAGCGCUGGUACAGCAUCAUCGCCAUCAUGAUGGACCGCAUCUACCUCAUCAACUCGUGGCCUUUCUUGCUGGGGAAGAUCCGAGGGAUCAUCGACGAGCUGCAGGGCAAAGCGCUGAAGGUCUUCGAAGCGGAGCAGUACGGAUGCCCACAGCGUGCCCAGCGAAUGAACACGGCCUUCACACCUUUCCUGCACCAGCGGAAUGGAAACGCGGCUCGGUCUCUCACCUCUCUGACCAACGACGAGAACCUCUGGGCUUGCCUUCACACCUCCUUCGCUUGGCUCCUGAAAGCCUGUGGCAGCAGGCUGACCGAGAAGCUGCUGGAGGGUGCGCCCACGGAAGACACGCUGGUCCAGAUGGAAAAGCUGGCCGAUCUUGAGGAAGAAUCUGAAGGCUGGGAUAACUCUGAGGAGGAGGAAGAGGCAAAAUCUCCAAGCCAAGCCGAUAGCAGAGAAGGCCACGAGCUGAUCAAGAGUCCAACGGAUUCUUCUCUUGUGGUGGACUGCAGUAGCUGGAAUGCGGCACCCAGACAUCAGUCUGUCUUCCGAUCUCUCCGGCACUUGAGACAGGUCUUGGGGCCAUCGGCUUUCCGCACAUUGGCCUGGCAUGUGCUCAUGGGGAAUCAGGUCAUCUGGAAAGCGCAAGACCAAGACCUCGUCCAGUCUGCUUUUGAUGUCCUGCGGACCAUGCUGCCCGUCGGCUGCGUUCGCCUCAUCCCUUACAGCGACACGUACGAGGAGGCGUACAGGUGCAACUUCCUGGGCCUCAGCCCCCAGGUGCACAUCCCGCCGCACGUACUCUGCUCCGAAUUUGCUGUUGUUGUGGAGGUCCGCAGUGCCACGAGGUCAAGCCUCUAUCCCGUCCUAUUUGAUGAUGAGCAGCCCCUCAGCAAAUACGAAUUUGUGGUCACGAGUGGGACCUCUGUGGUAGCCGACAGAGUUGGCCCCACCAUCCUGAACAAGAUGGAAGCUGCCCUGACGAACCAAAACCUCUCUGUGGACGUGGUGGACCAGUGCCUCAUCUGCCUGAAGGAGGAGUGGAUGAAUAAAGUGAAAGUCCUCUUCAAGUUCACCAAAGUGGACAGCAGGCCCAAGGAGGACACCCAGAAGCUGCUGAGCAUCUUGGGAGCUGCCGAAGAGGACAAUGUGAAGCUGCUGAAGUUCUGGAUGACUGGCCUGAGCAAGACGUACAAGUCACACCUGAUGUCCACAGUUCGCAGCCCGACUUCUUCAGAAUCCCGAAACUAGCCUGGUGCGCCUUGAUUGUGCCUGGGGAAUUCCUUGCCUGAACAGUUAACCUGUGCGGUUUCCACAUGGCGGAAAGGCGUAGGGUUCUUGAUGCUCCACUCCUGAGGAAUGACUAGGCCCGAUGCAAGAGGACUGGGAAUCCUCAUGGGCUCGCCAAUGUGUACAUUAAAUAUUUUCUGAAUGACGGAACACACGAUCUCCUCUUGAAACACGCACAUUCUGGUCUGCUGCCAUUUAACAGGGGCCUUCAAGCACUCGCCAUCUUGUUUGAAAGCUGUUUAGUGGAACCUGGAGUGUGAACAGGCUUCGGGUGUUGCUCCCUUUGACACGAACUUGGAGCAGUGGCAGUUUAGCUGUGCGAGUUCAGGCUUUAUCACACCAGUCUACAGUUAGAGCAUCCCCAUGCCUUUUGAGCAUAAGACUGGAUGCGUCCUAUGAAUUUGUCCUGAAUCAUACUGAGGAUGGGUUAUUAUUUAUAAAAUGUAGCACUUGAGGCGGACUUCCUGCAAUACCUGUGCAUCUAUAAAAAAGGAGCCUGGCACUUUUGUGUGGGUGAGCUCCUGGGCCAGGAGACAAAUGCCCAGACUGGGCUCGGCUCUCGGAUGUCUUGAGACUCGGUCAGGCUUUCUCCAGAAAUAGGGUCCUGUUAGCCUCCUGCAGUUUUACCCCAAAAUGGUCUGAUGCUUGACACUUCAAACAAAACCAGACACUCUUGAUCUUAGAAAAUAUUUGUCAGUAAUAGAUGGAAAAGAAGCAAAAAAUAAAACUGUAAAACUACUGUAUCCUUAAAAAGUGGUAUUAUCAGAGGAACAAUUUCUAUUCCUAAAUUUCUUCUGUUUUCCAGAAUUUAGAGUGCAAUGCAGCCAAAGUUACCACAAAAUUAAAUGGAGCACGUUUUAAGCAUGUGCUUAAUUCCCUUCCUCUGGUUUCAGUGGGACAUGGAUGGAUUGUGGCUCUUUUUUGCUACAGGAACAGAUCGCUCAGUGCUGUGGUAAAUUCAGAAUCUCCCAGUGCUCAGUUCAUAAGUUUUUCCGGGGAGGUCUUAAAUAGGCUUUGCUACUGCAGGAAUUGCACCUCCGACCGGUUGCUGUUACAAAUCUUGGUAAUGUAAAACAUCUUGGUAAAGUAUGGUUUGUUGAAAAUGAGAGAGUAUUUUUUACAACAUAUAUAAAAACAAAACAGGUUCAAUUUGUCCACAUAUAUCUCUGUUUCUGAUAUUUCUUACUGUAUUGGGAAAUUGUAGGGAUAAUGGACGAGCUCUACAAAUUUGGCAGGCAGACAAAACUUGAAAAAAAUCCUAUUAAAAUGAGAAACAUGGAGAGCCUCAGUUGUUGACUUCUCUGUGAUAAUUGAUCCACUAUUUUUAUCUGUGUGUACAGUUAAGAUUUUUAAUAUAUCUAAACUUGUCUCCUGUGAUAGAUUUGCCUAAGAAAAAUAACUUUCCCUUGUAGACUUUAGCUUUAUUUAAUGCACCUGUAAAAUGCAAACUAAUAAAAGCUUUUUACCACCAAAA
Messenger RNA from Varanus komodoensis (Komodo dragon), 3401 nucleotides. RefSeq names its product folliculin (gene FLCN). Gene Ontology annotation, cellular component: cytosol. Gene Ontology annotation, molecular function: GTPase activator activity. The transcript has 12 exons. Gene Ontology annotation, biological process: negative regulation of transcription by RNA polymerase II; positive regulation of transforming growth factor beta receptor signaling pathway; positive regulation of GTPase activity. The record is from RefSeq and is a predicted model, not a curated record. NCBI's taxonomy places the organism in Eukaryota, Metazoa, Chordata, Lepidosauria, Squamata, Varanidae. Bases 143 to 1888 code for a protein of 581 amino acids.